Lampris incognitus (smalleye Pacific opah) is the source of this 2551-nucleotide messenger RNA. RefSeq names its product aryl hydrocarbon receptor interacting protein (gene aip). The coding region runs from base 365 to 1390 and encodes 341 amino acids. The record is from RefSeq and is a predicted model, not a curated record. The transcript is spliced from 7 exons. Lineage: Eukaryota; Metazoa; Chordata; Actinopteri; Lampriformes; Lampridae. Gene Ontology annotation, molecular function: peptidyl-prolyl cis-trans isomerase activity; protein binding.
GCGACCAGGAGCACCCCACAAGCCUUGCCGUUUCAGAGGUGCAGUGAUCCAGUCGCCUGGCCAUAACAAUUUCACCCUUGUUAAAGUCGCUCAGGUCGUUACUCCUGCAUCUAACACAUUGACUACGAGAACUGAUUGUUUGCUAGUCAUCUAAUCAACCCAGACCUUGACAUGCACCCUUUUUUUUGAAGACGAUCAACGUUAAUUCGGUGCGCCUGCGAGUGGUCGUAAUGUUUCGGCUCAUCCGUGUAUCCACACACAAAAGCAAAAGCAUUGCAGCGACAUCCAGAGGCCGUCAGACUCCGGUGGUCCGAUAAGCAUUCAGCAAUCGGCUCGGCAUCCUCGCUGUUUUACGCAAAGAAUUAUGGAGGAGCAGGCACGCAAUCUACUCGAAGAGGGGAUACGAAAAAAACUGAUUAGUCCUGGUAAAGGAGCGUUACCAACAUUCCCCGAUGGAACAAAGGUGAUAUUUCAUUACCGCACCUGUCUGUGCGAUGGGACAGUUCUGGAUGACUCCAGAACAAUGGGGGGGCGUUGCAAACCCAUGGAGCUCAUUUUAGGGAAGAAAUUCAAGCUUGCUGUCUGGGAAAGGGUAGUCAUCACCAUGAGGGAAGGGGAAGUUGCAGAGUUUACCUGUGACACAAAGCAUACAGCACUGUACCCUCUGGUGUCCCAGUCUCUGCGGAAUAUCAAUGCAGGGAAGGACCCCUUGGAGGGCCAGAGGCACUGUUGUGGCAUUGCCCAGAUCCACUCCCACCACUCUCUGGGACACAAUGACUUGGAUCACCUCCAGGCCAGUCCGCAGCCUCUCAGCUUCACCAUUGAGUUACUGCAGGUUCUGCAACCGGGAUCAUUCCAGCUGGACAUCUGGGCUAUGUCAGAUGCAGAAAAACUUAAGGUGGUGCCUGUGAUCCAUGAGGAGGGCAACACCCUCUUUAAACAGGGUCAGAUUAAACAGGCUGCAGAGAAGUACUACAACGGCAUUGCCUGCCUCAAAAAUCUACAGAUGAAGGAACAUCCUGGUGAUAAUGAAUGGAUCAAGCUAGAUCAAAUGAUCACGCCCCUGCUCCUCAACUACUGCCAGUGCCAGUUACUCCAGGGUCAAUACUAUGAAGUCAUCGAGCACUGUUCCUCCCUGCUCUUCAAAUAUGAUGACAAUGUGAAAGCCUUUUACAAGCGCGCUAAAGCCCAUGCAGCAGUGUGGAAUGAAACUGAGGCACGAGCAGACUUUGCAAAGGUGGUACAGCUGGACCCCACGCUUGGGCCCAGUGUGGCCAAAGAGCUGCGGUCGAUGGAGGAGAAGAUCCAUGCUAAGAAACUAGAGGAAAAAGACCGCUUUAAAGGCAUAUUCAGAAGCAACACACAACCAGCCACUGCCACCACGGGUUGAAUCUUUGAGUUGGAAUAAGAGAUGCUCGACUGUGAAUUUCAAGAUGGAGAAACAUCUGACAUUGCUUUCGUUUUAUCCAUGCACCGCAUUCACGUUUCCCUUUGCCACAUUGUUAUCCAUGCCACAUGCAUAAACAUUUGCACAGUCAUGACUUAAGACAUACACCUAACCCCAGCCUGCACUGAUGGUGCCAGGGUGCAAUUUGCCACAGUAAUGCUUGUGAGGAAGUUACCAACUCAUGGUUUUGAUCACCCCUUACUUUGAAUAUAACGUUAUCUCUGAUGGGGACCUGAUUUCCAGACACCUAAUUUGGUCAUUUCCUUAUUUUUAAAUGCACCUGAGGCUUUUGGAGUCUGGAGCCCCCCCAAUCUUUACGGGCCGGUAGAAUAUUUCAGUGUGCUGUGGUGUUAAACAAUGGAACUUCAAAACGUGUUAUUUUUACAUUUGUUAAUGUGUUAAUUAUCUAAUUGGCUAAAAAACAAGAUACAAUUUUGUUUCACAGCUGGAAACAUCAGAAUUCACAAUUGCUGCUGUUGAUUCUCUUAAAUGUAGCAUGGUGAUGCUGCAAACGUUAUGAAUCGUGUGGCAACUGCUUAUAAGUGUAUUAUUACUUUAUAAUCAAAGUAUGUGCAGCUGGGACUUUUUUUGUGCCCUUGCUGAGCCAUACUCCACUGGAUAAUCACGUGCGAUCUACAUUAACCCACAAAUUGCCUCAUAGACAGAUACACACACCUUUAUGUUGUACUGUUUAGCCCACUUUACAUCUUUGUUCACCCAGCAGAGGCAAUUUCAUGAGAAGGAGACUAUAUCUUUUCCAGUUGGGACUGGGAAAAUGUUGUGACAAUCGUAGCGUAAUCUAUUAUUCUCAAUAUCUUUGUCUUAUUUCUUGUAUACUAUGUGAUUUACAUAUCUUGUAUACUAUGUGAUUUACAUAUGAAAUAUUCAUUGACAACCUAUAUUAUAUAACUCCAUACCAUUGCAUUUUUAAAAAAGUUAUUCAGUGAGAAAACUUAGCAUGGCCUUUUGACCGAAAACUUGCUCAUUACCCUACAUAAGCAGUUAUAAGGCCACACUGAUUGAGGUGAUGUGUAAACGAAUUGUGACUGACUGUAACUGAUAAUAAAUAUGUUAAUACCUUUGCUUCACAUAAAGUUCCUGAAC